This is a messenger RNA of Sciurus carolinensis (gray squirrel), 2062 nucleotides long. RefSeq names its product solute carrier family 45 member 2 (gene Slc45a2). The transcript is spliced from 7 exons. NCBI's taxonomy places the organism in Eukaryota, Metazoa, Chordata, Mammalia, Rodentia, Sciuridae. Gene Ontology annotation, cellular component: membrane. Bases 102 to 1697 code for a protein of 531 amino acids. Gene Ontology annotation, biological process: transmembrane transport. Gene Ontology annotation, molecular function: sucrose:proton symporter activity. The record is from RefSeq and is a predicted model, not a curated record.
AGCCUGGCCACCUCUGCUGGUUGUUCAGCCAGGCUCCAUGUCAGAUCCAGUUUGGAGCACAAACCCAGGGAUCACGCAGUAAGGUAUCUCACCCCUUUGCAAUGGGCGGCGACAGUGGGCAGGCUGGCACCCACACCUAUCAGACCCUAGCUGAGGAUGGCCCCUGGGGAUCUGUGGAGCUACCCAGAAGACCCACAGGCAGACUCAUCAUGCACAGCAUGGUCAUGUUCGGCCGAGAGUUUUGCUAUGCAGUGGAGGCGGCUUAUGUGACCCCAGUCCUGCUCAGUGUGGGCCUGCCCAAGAGUCUGUACAGCAUGGUGUGGCUCCUCAGCCCCAUCCUGGGAUUCCUCCUACAACCUGUUGUGGGAUCAGCCAGUGACCACUGCCAGUGCAGCUGGGGCCGCCGGAGACCCUUCAUCCUCACCUUGGGCCUCAUGAUGCUCCUGGGCAUGGCACUGUACCUCAAUGGAGAUGCGGCAGUAUCAGCUUUGAUUGCUAAUCCAAGGAGGAAGCUGGUUUGGGCCAUAAGCAUCACCAUGAUAGGUGUGGUCCUCUUUGAUUUUGCUGCUGACUUCAUUGAUGGGCCCAUCAAAGCGUACUUAUUUGAUGUCUGCUCCCAUCAGGACAAGGAGAAGGGUCUCCACUACCAUGCCCUCUUCACAGGUUUUGGAGGUGCCCUGGGCUACCUUUUGGGUGCCAUAGACUGGGCUCAUCUGGAACUGGGAAGAGUCAUGGGCUCAGAAUUCCAGGUCAUGUUCUUCUUCUCUGCCUUGGUGCUCACUUUGUGUUUCAUCAUUCAUCUGUGCAGUAUCCCUGAAGCCCCACUUAGAGAUGGUGCAACAGACAUUAUUCCCCCAGAGUCAGCCCCUCAGGACCUUCCAUUGUCAUCAGAUGGAACGUACGACUAUGGCUCUAUCGAGAAAGUUAAAGUUGAUUAUAUAACCCCAGAGCUGGCAAUACGGGGGGAAAAGAACAAAAAUCCUGAUGAGCAGACUCGGAGGGCAAUGACCAUGAAGUCACUCCUGAGGGCGCUGGCGAGCAUGCCACCCCACUACCGCUUCCUCUGCGUCAGUCACCUCAUUGGAUGGACUGCCUUCCUGUCCAACAUGCUCUUCUUCACAGAUUUCAUGGGCCAGAUCGUGUAUGGCGGGGAUCCCUACAGUGCACACAACUCCACAGAGUUUCUCAUCUACUCCCGAGGCGUCGAGGUCGGAUGUUGGGGCUUGUGUAUCAACUCUGUGUUUUCUUCACUCUAUUCUUACUUUCAGAAAGCUUUGGUAUCCUACAUCGGAUUGAAGGGUCUUUAUUUCAUGGGGUAUUUGCUCUUUGGCCUGGGGACAGGGUUUAUAGGACUCUUUCCCAAUGUCUACUCCACCAUGGUCCUCUGUGCCUCAUUUGGAGUAAUGUCCAGCACCCUGUAUACUGUGCCCUUUAACCUCAUUGCUGAGUACCAUCAAGAGGAGGAGAAGGAGAUGCAGCAGGCCCCCGGAGCCAGCCCAGACAGCAGUGGGCGAGGGAAGGGCGUGGACUGUGCCGCCCUCACCUGCAUGGUGCAGCUGGCUCAGAUCCUGGUCGGAGGUGGCCUGGGCUUUCUGGUCAACACUGCUGGGAGUGUCAUCGUCGUGGUGAUUACGGCCUCUGCGGUGGCACUGAUUGGCUGUUGCUUUGUGGCUCUCUUUGUUAGAUAUGUGGAUUAAGUCAAUAAAGAGACAGUGACCCAGACAAAUCCACUCAGACAAGUGCAGCACAUGGAAGAAAAUCAAUCUUUUCUGCGACUCUGCAUGUUUGGGGUCUACCAUUGGAUGCUCUGUGUCGUGAUUUCAGUUGGAGUAUCUGCCCACUCCUUGUGUUCAGCCAGUCCCCUGCACAACCAUUCCCAUGUUUCAGGCCUCUUUCACCUGGGCUACGCCUCUGUGCACUGAUGGCCAGCAUAAGUGUGUUUGGGAGCACCUACCGGCUCACCUUCCUCACUGCAUUUCAGUGCAAAGGUGGUGGGGGCAGGGUCUAUUUUCUACAGGGCACUUUAGGCCUUAAUGAAACCUGAGAAGAUAUACUUGCUCAU